Humulus lupulus (European hop) is the source of this 570-nucleotide messenger RNA. RefSeq lists its product as uncharacterized. The transcript has 2 exons. The record is from RefSeq and is a predicted model, not a curated record. Lineage: Eukaryota; Viridiplantae; Streptophyta; Magnoliopsida; Rosales; Cannabaceae. The coding region runs from base 1 to 570 and encodes 189 amino acids.
AUGGGCAAUGCUAGCAAGGCCACGGGUCAGAUUGAUCUUGAAUGUAUCAAUAAUGGCCAUGUUCUAAGUUUGGAAGACCAGCUGCACUUAAUACAACCUUUUACGUAUCAUGAAGUUCGCUCAGCCAUGUUCAGUAUCAAUUUAGUCAAAAGUCCUGGCCCGGAUGGUUAUGGUGCAGGAUUUUUCAAAGUUCUGUGGAAAGAUAUAGGCAAGGAAAUUUCUAUGGCUGUAUUAGAUUUCUUCAUCACUGGCAGAAUCCCUUCGGUUCUCAAUGACACUAUCCUAUCACUUAUCCCGAAAAGGUCCUUGGCCUAUAAUGUUCUCUUCUUGCAAGAUCUGAUUAAAGGAUACAAUAGGAAGAAUAGCUCUCCUCGAUGUGCUAUGAAAUUGGAUUUGAGUAAGGCUUAUGAUACCAUUGAUUGGGAUUUCUUGGAAAAUUUACUAAAUAUGUUUUGUUUUCCGAGUCGAUUCAUCAAUUGGAUUAUGGUGUGCUUGAGGGGAUCUUCUUAUUCUCUAGUUCUAAAUGGUAGGAUUCAAGGGAAUUUCAAGGGUGGGAAGGGGCUCCGAUAG